Molecule: messenger RNA, 13864 nt
Organism: Apus apus (common swift)
Lineage: Eukaryota; Metazoa; Chordata; Aves; Apodiformes; Apodidae
Gene: AKAP13
Product: A-kinase anchoring protein 13
Exons: 39
Coding region: 58-8196 (2712 amino acids)
Biological process (GO): regulation of Rho protein signal transduction; adrenergic receptor signaling pathway; positive regulation of canonical NF-kappaB signal transduction
Cellular component (GO): actin cytoskeleton; membrane
Molecular function (GO): MAP kinase scaffold activity; guanyl-nucleotide exchange factor activity
Source: RefSeq, a predicted model, not a curated record
CUGAAGGACAUCUUGGAGCCACGUGUACUGCUUCAUGCAGUUAAAUGUUCUGAGGUCAUGAAACUUAAUCCACAGCAAGCUCCAUUAUAUGGUGACUCUGUUAUUACAGUGCAGCUGACAGAGGAAGAUAAAAUUGAAGAUGAUGUAGUUUUUUACUUGGUCUUCACUGGGUCAACUGUCCAACACUGCACAAGCACAAGAAAGAUUAAUCCUGGGAGUCUUGAGACAAUUUCUCCUGGCCAUGACUGCUGUGAGACCGUGAAGGUGGCACUUUGUGCCUCUAGAGAAGGUCAUCCUGUUCUGGUUGUGGCAGAAGAGACUUUCCAGUUUGUCCAGGAUGAAGCCUACGAUGCUGCCCAGUUUUUGGCCACCUGUGCAGGCAAUCAGCAGGCACUAAACUUCACCCGGUUCCUGGACCGGUCAAGACCACCUGCUGCUGAUGUGGACUUUUUGGAUGAGAAAGUGGCUUUGGCAUUUCGACACCUGAAACUGCCAGCAGAAUGGAACGUGCUGGGAGCAGACCAGUCCCUGACCGAGAACAUCCCUCGGGAGACUCUGAUGCAUUUUGCGGUGAGGCUGGGUCUGCUGCGGCUGACAUGGUUUCUGCUCCAGCAACCAGGUGGAAGAGGAGCUCUCAGCAUCCACAACAACGAAGGGGCAACGCCCGUGAGCUUGGCCUUGGAGAGGGGCUACCAGAAGCUGCACCAGCUUUUGACCGAAGAGGAAGCCAAGGAACCAGAUUCCUGGAGCACCUUGUCCCACACUGUGCACUCAGGGGACUACAGCAUCAAGCACCACCGCGGGCUGGACGUUUACAUGCUGACGGCUGAAGCCAAGGAAGGGGCAGCAGCCAGCUUGGAGAGUGACAUAAGGCACCUUCAGAUGCACAUGCAGAGCCACCAGCACAUGAGUUUAAGGCAGCCAGCAGAGCCUGUGCUGGGAGAUUCUGGAGACAGCUGUGCUAAAGGAGCAGAGCCAGUUAGUCACCUGGUCACUACCUCUCAGAGCCUAGAAGAAAUGGCAAGAGAAGGAAGGCAAGAGAGUCGAUCUGAUCUUGCUCAGGUGGACAUCAGGCAGCUCUCAGACCAAACCCACCAAGAGGAGAAAUGCAACAGCAGGAGUUUGGCAGCUUUUAAUGAGGCGCCAAAAGACUUGCUGAGCCCGGGGGAUGCAAAGAGCCCAGAGUGCUUCUGUGAAAGUAAAAAUACAGUGACAUUGAGUAAAAAGGAAGAGGAGGAGCCAACCUCUGCUGAAGGCUCUGGGACUGCAUCAGAUGAGAAGGACUGCACAGCGAGCCCGUGUGCAAGUGUAAACGGUGCCGUAAAUCUUCCAUCCUGUGGAAGUACAAAUGAGGAAGCUGGAAUGACAUCUGCUGGAGUUGCUUUCGAUCAAGACGGCUUGUGCAGUAAAGAUAGUCCCCAUCAGGAAGCGCAAGCUGCUGAGGGACGUGCAGCUGACAGUGCUGUUGCUGUGGGUGAAGCAGCAGGCGAAGCCCCAGCUUCCUUGGAGGGCGUGGAUGUGGCUAUGGGCCAAACUGAGUGCAGGAACUGUACAGGGGCAGCUGAGAGGGCUGCGGGCCGGCAGCAGGUAGAGGAUGGGAUGGCUGAGGCUGGUGAAAGGAAGACUGCUAACCUAGAAGAACCAUCACCAGCUGAGAAAGAGUCAGCUGGUGCUGCUCAGCCCUUACUCAGUGGUUUUAAUGGCACUGAAUGUGCAGAUGGGGAGGAUGCAAACGUGGGAGCUGUACCAGCAUGUGACAGUACAAAUGUGGAUGGUGGCACUGGGGAUGUCCCUAUUGAUGUUUGCAAGACUUGUGAUAGCGAAGAGACUGGACUGGACUCAAGCACUGAUCAGGUAAACAGCGGCUGCUUGGAAAGCCAAGGCAGUGCACGUGUUGCAGUGAGGCAGGAUGCCACCGAGAGUGCUGGGGCAGUGUUGCUAGCAGUGAAUGGGGUGAAGGUUCCUGCAUGUGUAUCAAAACCUGAUCCUGGUUUGGAAAUUCAUGGCAGUGGUAAGCGUGGGGAGCGAGAAGGGCUGGUGGAAGUGGAUUAUAGCUCACCUUCACUGGAAGACAUUGUGGAAUCUGAUGGCCCUGAUGCUAAACCUGAAUAUGAUGGUGUUGGUGGAUCUAACCAAAGCAGUGCAGAACCUGCGUGUUGCCAGGAAGGUUGUAAGAUCACUGAACAUGCAGCUGAAGCAAUGGAGGGCAGUGAAGCCCAUGGAGAGGAGCCAGCAGGAACUGAUACUAGCAGCAGCAGCAGAGAUGGAGGAAGCACAGAUUCUGCAGACAGAGGUGGUCAGGAAGUUGCAAGCUGCUGCCCUUCUGCUGAUCAAACUGUUGUUAAGGAUGAAAUGGGCGACAGAUUAGAAUCAGACACUGCUCAAGAGAGCAAACGUGAGCCUGCAUCGCUCCCUCCAGAGGAUGCCAGCACAUGCCCGGCAGAUGAAGAGCCUUCACAAAGUGAAGCAGAAAUAGCAGAGAGUGCUCUGGAGCAGGAGGGGCUGAGUAGUGAGAUGAAAUCACUCGCUGCCCUCCCCAGAGGAGAGGGGCCGGCCACAGGUUGGGAGGGAGAAGCUGCAGUGGCACCUCCCAGGCAAGAGGCAGCUCUGCAAGGUAAUGACCUGGCAUUAGCUCCAUGUGCCAAGGGCACAGACCAUAGGGAGGGUAAUUUAAUAGGCACACCCUCUGUAAGUCAUGAUGAAGAAUCCAAACAAAACCAGGAAGUGGCGGUGGCGGCGGGUUUGGCAGAGCUUGCCCAGCAGCAAGGCAAGGAGCAUGGCGGGGUAGCUGCUGGGGCCUGCUGGCCUGGGGACCAUGCGGGGGACGAGGGCUCCCCGGAACAGAGCCUCUCCCAGCAGGCUGAAGGAGGCAAAGCUGAGCCUGAGGCCUGUGCAAAUGGCACUGAGGAGGUUCUGUCAGAGGAACUUCCUUCUGCUGUUGUGAAACCCUCUGCCUGCUGUCUGGGGGGGCCUGUGGCUGGCGGCAGUGAUGUGGAUGCUGGGCUGAGAGGGACAGGCCCCGCCGAAGAAGUGUGUGAGGGUGUGGGCGCAGGAAAAGGCACUGGUCGUGGACACACAUCAGCUGGCAAGUCCCUGGGUGUGGAGAACAACCCUUGCCUGGCUGCUGGGCUAAACCAAGAGGAUGGUCCCAGACAAACCCAACAGGUAAUCUCCCCAUGCAACAACACCCCUGAAUUAAAGAAAAUGGAAGAAAUUUCUUCAGAAGUGGGGGCCCUAAGUGAUACACGUGGGGGUAAGGAAGUGUUAAGGCCGGUGGCAAUAACCCCCAUUGCAGCAUAUCCAGAAGAGCAGGAGGACGUGGAAAGUGUUCUUCUCCGGGCAGCGCUUCACCCCAUUGCAGAGGAGCCCACGUGUGACAGCGACUCCAGCACCGACACCGUGUGUCUGGCUGGCGAGGGCGAUGCUGGUCCUGCUGCAAAAGCAGCUCAGGGGGAGGUCUUGGCUGAGCCUGAUGGAAAGCGAAGCCAACCUGUACCUGAAUUGCCCUUCUUGCCAUGUUUGGGCCUUUUACGUGAUGAUGAGUCACUGGAAAAUGUGGGAGUAAAGAGUUUGGUUUCUGCAGAUGAUGGAUCCUCUCUGGAUAAAGUUCCUAAAAUGGUGAAAAGUUUUGAUGCGGUGGUUUUUGCAGCAGAGACACCUUGUUCUCCUGAAUUACUAGCUGCAGAAAAAGCAGGACUGGAGCCACAGGCUGCAGUGGAUGUUGGAGCCAGCCUCAAUGGAGAAGUGGAUUUAAGUUCCUCGACAAAGAAGAGGAACAUCAGCCCAGCAGUGCAGGAAGCGGAGCCUGUUACAGGGAAGUUGGAAAUGAAAACUGAAGACGAGGUGGAUUUUCUGAAGGAUCGUGAUGAGAGCAGAGCCCGAGAUGAAGUGAUAAACCGGGAAAGCUGGUGUUCGCUGGAGCCAUGUCCUGAUUCUUCCCUGCUGGAACGCAAGCGGACACGGGAGUCUCCAGAAUGUGAGAAUUUCUUGGAGGAUGGGCUGAGUAGUGUCUGUGCCUCAUCACAGAGUGUCCUCAAAAGAGAGUCCGGGAGCGAGUCUGACCUCUUCCCCUUGACAGGUGAUGGGAUGGAAGACCUUGUCUUUGGAAAGCCUGAAGAGGAGCAGUCUGCAUGUGAUGUCACCAGCUCCAGUUCCUCUGCAGAUGACACCAUGUCCCUGGAGAGGAACUCAUCCCUUGGCAGCGACACAUCCCUUCCCUUCCCACCGACAGUGAACUUUGUCCAGCCCAAGGACAGGCACAGCCUGGAUGGCAGCUGCACCAACAUGGUGGCUGCAGAGGGAGGAGAGAAGGAAGAAGAGCUGGACAGUAUCACGGAUGUGCCCGCUCAUUCCUCUGUCUUACGAAACUCCAUGCGGCCACUGUCACCUUUCCGUCGACACAGCUGGGGGCCAGGGAAGAAUGCCAGCAAUGAGGCAGAAAUAAAUCAGAGGAGUUCAAUGCGAGUUCUGGGGGAUGGUAUAAAGAAGCCUCCCAUUCAUAGGAGAAGUUUGAGCUGGUGUCCCUCUGGUGUACAGUUCAUUGCCAUGGGUCCUGACUUUACUUGUAGAAGUUACAGCCUAGAAGGCCUUGCUGGAGACCCAGGUGAGAACAAGAAGCCGUCUACAAACUUGGAGGCUUCGUCUCUGAGCUCCAAAGACCUGAGACGGAGUCCGCUCUCCAGCAAUCAGUGUGGGUCCCUUGUCUUGCUCAGUGAAGAACUUGAGCAAGGGGAAAUCAGAGACUAUGAACACCAGAUGCAUCAAACAUCACAGCCACAAGGAUUUAAUUUCUGUUCUUCAGCUGUUUCAUCUCCACUGACCAAAUCUAUGUCUCUAAUGUCAAUUAGUAAACCAGUGCUGGACAGUACCCAGGCAUUCGGCAGCUCCACGGGUUCCUCAGUUCAGAGCAUAUCUGAAGAGAGCAGCAGUGUCCCUGCUGGUAAAAGUGGAACAAAAGUCAGUCGCACCUUCAGCUACCUCAGGAAUAAAAUGUCCAGCAGCAAGAAGAGCAAAGAAAAAGAGAAAGAUAAAGAGAAGUCUAAAGAGAAGGACAAAGAUUCCAAGGAGAAAGAGAAAGAUAAGAAGCUGUUAAAUGGACAUCUCUUCACUGCAAUCUCCGUUGUAGCCCAAGCAACCUGUUACCACUGUAUGAAACCUUUCAACAAGGAUUCGUACUACUGUGCAAACUGCAAUGCAAUUGUUCACAAAGGCUGUAAGGAGAGUUUUGCUUCUUGUGCAAAGGUCAAAAUGAAGCCACAGAGAGGGAUGCUGCAGGCACAUGAUACCUCUUCGUUACCCACAGUAACCAUGAGAAACAAAAGCUCACAGCCCAAGGAGCGCCCUCGUUCUGCAAUACUCGCUCCUGAUGAAAACACUGUCACCUCAAUAUUCAACAACAGGAGAUCACAACAGACUACAGCACUUUCAAAAAGUGUCUCAAUACAGAACAUUGCAGGAGUUGGGAAUGAUGACAGCUUAAUACACACUUGGAAAUUCCUGUCACAGUCAACAGACUCUUUACAUAAAAUCAGUCGGGUGAAUGAAUCCAUGGAAUCACUGGUUGAUGAAGGUGCAGACAUGAACGAAGGACAGCUGAUGGGAGACCUGGAAUUAGAUUCCAAGCAGCUGGAGGCAGAGUCCUGGAGCCAAGUAGUGGACAGCAAGUUUCUACAGCAGCAGAACAAAGAUGUUGUCAAACGACAAGAUGUGAUUUAUGAGCUGAUGCAGACAGAAAUGCAUCACGUCCGUACCCUGAAGAUCAUGAACGACGUGUACAGCGCAGGGAUGUUACAGGAACUGCAGUACGAUCAACAAGUCGUGGACAAGAUCUUUCCCUGCCUGGAAAACUUGCUGCACAUCCACAGUCACUUCUUUCAGCGGAUCUUGGAAAGGAAGAAGGAGUCGUUGGCAGAUAAAAGUGAAAAGAACUUUGUUAUCAAGAGGAUAGGUGACAUCCUAGUGAAUCAAUUCUCUGGCGAGAGCGCUGAGCGAAUGAAGAAAACGUACGGCAAAUUCUGUGGGCAUCACAAUGAGGCAGUAAAUAACUUCAAAGAUCUGUACUCAAAGGACAAGCGGUUUCAGGCAUUUGUCAAGAAAAAAAUGAGCAGCUCCCUGGUGAGGCGUCUUGGGAUAUCUGAAUGUAUCUUAUUGGUAACUCAGAGAAUCACAAAGUACCCAGUCCUUUUACAAAGGAUACUGCAGUACACCAAAGAAAAUGAAGUGGAACAUGAAGACUUGACUCAGUCAUUAAACCUCGUUAAAGAUGUGAUUGCUGCAGUCAAUAGCAAAGUCAGCAAUUAUGAAAAGAAAAUGCGUCUUGGUGAGAUUUACAACCGGACGGAUAGCAAGUCCAUCAUGAGGAUGAAGAGUGGCCAGAUGUUUGCAAGAGAGGACUUGAGGCAUCGGAAGCUCAUCCGAGAUGGGCCUGUUUCCCUAAAAAGUGCAGCUGGUCGGUUAAAAGAAGCCCAGGCUGUUCUUCUCUCUGACGUGCUUGUAUUCCUUCAGGAGAAGGAUCAGAAGUAUGUCUUUGCCUCACUGGACCAGAAAUCCACUGUGAUAUCUCUGAAGAAGCUGAUUGUACGAGAAGUGGCUCAUGAAGAGAAGGGCUUGUUCCUGAUCAGCAUGGGUGUAAAAGAUCCUGAAAUGGUGGAAGUCCAUGCCAGCUCCAAAGAAGAGCGUAACGGCUGGAUGCAGAUCAUUCAGGACACAAUGAACACCAUGGAUAAGGAUGAAGACGAGGGAGUCCCUUGUGAGUCUGAGUUUGAAAAGAAAGUGUCGGAUGCAAAAGUGAGAGGACUGAAAGAACAACUUCAGCAGAAGGAUAAGCAGAUCCUCCUCUUGCUGGAGGAGAAGGCCAAGAUCUUCCGGGACAUGGCAGACAGCUCUGUGCAAGAGGACAUGCCAGGCUCCAGGCUGCUCUUCAGAGCCAACACAGAAGAGGCACCUAAAGGAGAGGCCAUUAUGAAAACUGCAAUUAAUGAAGUUGAACUGCUGCAAGACCUGGUGAACAGGAGCCUCGGCACUGCCCUCGGGCAGCAGGUCAGCAGCACUGCCAUGGAACAAGAAGGAGGAGUGGGCCCCAUCUCUCUCCCUAGAAGGGCAGAAACUUUUGGAGGAUUUGACAGUCAUCAGAUGAAUGCCUCCAAGUCAAAGCAGAAGGGAGGUGUUUCCUCCUGCAAAGAGGUGGAAGGUCCCAGGACAUGGCGCAGGAGAGAAGGUGGAGCAAAAGAUGAAGGCGAUGAUGCUCAGGACCUUCGGAGAACAGAGUCAGACAGCAUUUUAAAGAAGGGUGGAAAUGCUAAUCUGAUGUUCAUGUUGAAAAGGAAUAAUGAGCAGGUCCUCCAAACCAUUACCAGCCUCCAUAAGCUGCUCAGUGCUUUGCAGGGCGUUGUGCUGCAGCAGGACACUUACAUCGAGGACCAGAAGCUGGCUCUGAGCGAGAGGGCUCUGUCCCGAAGCUUCUUCCGGCCGACUUCACUGCUGGAGCAGGAGAAGCAGCGCAACCUGGAGAAGCAGCGCCAGGAGCUGGCCAACCUGAAGAAGCAGCAGACACAGCACCAGGAGGAGAGGCGGAGGAGAGAGAAGGAGUGGGAAGUGCGGGAGAAGGAGCUGGCAGAGCAGGAGGCCCACCUGGCCCAGCGAGAGGAGCAGGUCCAGAGAGGGUGGCAGGAACUGGAGCGGGAGCGAGAGGAGCUGCAGGUGAAGAAGGCCUCCUACCAGCUUGACCUGGAGAGGCUUCGCACAGCACAGAAGCAGCUGGAGAGGGAGAAGGCGCAAUUCAAGCAAGACGUGGAGCGCUUGGCUCAAAUGCGGCAGGAGUCUGACCACAACCAGGUUUCACAUCUACAUGAGAAACUUGGAAGAGUCCCCUCCCAGUCCAGCAUCGAUGACUCCUCCAAGCAGAAGAGCCCUUCCCUUCCUAAGCAAGGGCACUUUGAUGCAGAACUGUCUGUCUCCCCCAAAAGGAACAGUCUUUCAAGGACACACAAAGAGAAAAGCACUUUCCAUUUGCUUAGCACAACAAACCAGACUAACAAGGCAGCUGAGGACCAGCCCCAGAUGCCUACCCGCCUCUUCAGUUUAUCCAAACCAAAGGAGAAGAAGGAAAAGAAGAAAAAGGGCAGGGGACAUCGCUCCCAACAGUCUGAUUCUCACUCAUCAGAAGCACCUCCAGAGGGUGAGGAGAUCUUCUGCUGAGCACAGAUGGUUCUGUUGGUUACUCUCAGCAUUGGUACAGUGGACAUCUCCCUGCCCGAUCCACAGCACACUGCUGGGCCUGCAUCUGACAAGCAUCUGGAGGUUUUAAAUAAAACAUGUUAUGAAGUUGUUAUAGAUGUUAUGUGGUGGGAAAGGGCCUCUCUUCUGUGGUUUUGUGUGAAUUCUCACCACAGAGACUGCACAGUGUCUGCAUAGUACUGCAUAGUACUGUCUCUCUGCAAACCUUGGGUUCAAUGGAUUGGGAUAGAUGUUUUCUGUCUCUUCUGACUGCUAAAGGAUGAGAGAACAAUAGCCUUAAGGGGUCUUUGCCUUCAAAUUCUCCUUUUCUGGGGAACAUAACUAAAUCCAUGCAUUUAGCAAAAGAUUAGGACUCUACAAAUGGUGCAGACACACUGGCAUAUAUAGAUAUACUGUACAAUACAUGUAUGUGUCUAUGUAUCCACUGGGAUACUCAGUCUGUACAGCCAAGCUUAGCUCGGCCUGCAGGGAUAGAUGAUACCUGAUGACUUUCAGGGAGCGUGUAGAUAUUAAAUAUCUUGCCCUUACUGCUCCAAUUGUAACACCAUUGAUUUGCACACUCCAGUAUGGGCUGUUUGGUUUCGGAAGGGUUCCUUACACCAGGAAGCAGUAACAGCAUUCCAAACAAAAAUUCAGAGAGGAAAAAAAAAGUAAAGUAAUUCUGGAAGAUUUCCAUGGGGCAGAGGGUUGAAAUGUCAGACUGUUUCUACAGCCAAUCAGAACAUCUUUGGGUAUAUUUAAAAUUAUGCAGAAAAGAGAAAUUCAUUAGGCUUGUAAGGCAACCCCAGGGAGCCAGAACAGACAGUGUUCAAGUGAGAACAACUCUAAGCAACAUUUUUUUUAGGCAAUCUCUUUGAGCUCCAGCUCACUCCUUCAUGUCCCUUAAGUAAGGCUCAUUUUUCUUGCCAGAAUAUAGUUCUCCAGUUGCAUUUGACAUCCCUUCAUUACAACCCUGAUGACUUACUGCAGAGAUGGCUGAAAAUCUGCUUUUAGGCACCUUUGUUCUGUUAUUUGUAUUUUUCUUCCCCCACUUUUUGUGUUACUGUUGGGCUUCUGUUUCUCUGGAAUUUUUCAGUUUUCCUUGCUCAUUUCUAAGGCAGAGUGAGAUAACAUCAGUUAUCAGAGCACUGCAGUGAGGCAUUGCAGGUCAGGGGACUGAGUGCAGUGAGCAGAGUAAACUCCGAAGAGGUGGCUUCUAGUCCCUAUUCCUGUACAAUACCAUGCAUUUGUUAACUAUUUCUGGGGAGAAAAAUAUAUUCUCAUGGACAAAAAUGCUGUCAGGCAGGUCGAAAGGUCCAGCGUGGCAGGUUUGUUUCCAUCGUUGUAGGCUCUAAAGUAAAAGUAUCUGUGUGUCUCCAUGUUGCCAUCAGCAGAAGGGGAAGGUCUGAGGGUGGCUCUCACUGUGCUGACUGUGAGGUGUUUGUCCAGCUGUUGAAUACAGGGAUGUGUUCAGUGGGGGAAGAGAAAGGUAGCAAGCCAGACUUUUUUCCAAAAUGAUUGUUUUUCCAAACCCUCUCAGGAGAAUUGCCUGAGUGGAUUUGCAGAUGGUCACAAGAUGCCCUCAGCUUCAGAAUAGCUCAGGGCUUUGCUCAGAGUUUGAAGCUGUCAAGUGCAUUUCUUUUAUACCAGUUUUUCUAAAAAAAAAAUAAUAAUAUAAACAUUCUCUUUUUGCACUGCUGUUUGAUUUCAGUUUGCCCUCUGGCUUCUCACAAGCUAGUAACCCACAGCAGUUUUCAGAGUUUGGUGCUGAUGAGUCUCAGCAGCAUUGAUGGUGAGGUGGAUGCUUAGAUUUGUUGGUCUUGGUCAGUGCAGGAGUCCUAAACUGCCCACUUGCUCUCUGAACUACUAAGACUCAGAAAAAAGAAAAAAAAAGGAAGAAAGGAAAAAGGUUUGAGAUUUAUUUUUAUUUUGCUUUUUUAAUAUUAUUUGGUGCUUGUUCUUAAUUGCAAGCAGGGCUUGCAAAAAUAUUUAUCUUUCUGUUUAUUUGAAAGAGUUCUUUUUUUAAAAGAAGUUUACUUGGUUUUAUUUUUUUAUUUCUUUUUAUUUUUAUUUUACUUUUGUUUGGAGGUUUGAGAGUUGGAUUUAAUGUUUGGUUUUUUUCUUUCCUUUUUUUUUUUUUUUUUCAUCCUUACCAAGACAUUGGUAAACUAAAUGUUCUUACCUCCCUGGUUCCUACAAAACCAGGAUUUGGGCAGUGCUGCUUAGCAGCCCGUGCUGUGCCCAGAGUUACACAACUUUCACUGAGAACUUUCUUUAAGGUAGAGCAUCUUUGGACAAAAAAACAGUCUGGAAAAAGAAGUAGUGACUUCGGACAAGACUCCUCCUCUCAGUUAGUUUCCUUGUUUAAAUAUUUUGUUUAGGUUUUCUCAUACCUCUUGGACCCAAAGGAAAAAGCUAAGCAUGGAGCAUAUUGCAGUGCUGUGAGGGUCUAGUCACUUCUCCAGGGAGGUACAGGCAGCUGUCCAGAACCUGAAAGGAACUGAAGGAGGCAAGUGCUGUUGUUGUUACCUUUUUCAUAAGUAAGCCACCAAUUUUAGAAAAUAAUUUCUACCUUGCUAUUUAUGUAUCUCCAAAAAAUGAAUGUGCCAAGCUGAAAUUUUUGGAAACCAAAGAAAUGCACGGUUCAUUUACUGUUGUGUAAAGAGAUCAGGUCCCUGGGAUUUCUAAGAGUUCCCCUCAGUCUAGCCUUUGCCAGUAUGAGCUUUUCUUUCAAUCCUCUGUUUUUUCCUCAGUUGCAACACAUCUUGAAUUUACAACAUGAGAAUGUCCCGUGUCUCUGAGAAGGGCAUCAAAAGGGAGACACAUGACAAGGCUGAGUCUCUGCCUGGCAUGAGCAUUCAGUGCCCCGAGUGAAAAUACUGUUUGCUAAGGGAUCUCCUAAGGUUCCCAUGGUUCCUUGUCACCAUGGGUGUGAAUCAGAAGUACAAGGACUAGAAAUAUUGCUUAUCAAAGCUGUUUGUGUCUUAGAUUUUGUUGGACAGACUUUUGUCCCUGGAGAUUGUACGUUACCGGUUAUGGCAUGAUUCACUUUUUUGGAAUGAAGCCUUUACUCCCACACUGCUUCCUCUUUUCUUUUACCUUUAGGAAGGUGAGGACUUGUUUUUGUCUCUUUAGCCUUCUGUUUUUCCCCCUCUCAGGUUUUCUUUGGAAAGGUUUGGCAUAGGUUCCCAGAGUUGGAUUCCCACUCUGAUCCCUGCAGGUUGCCUAGGGUUGUCUGCUAGAGUAUGGUCUCAGCUUUAUAGCACCAAAGCCUUUCUUCUUCCUGGCCUUAAAAAGGCACUUUCUCCAAUUCCACACCUGGCAUCCAUCCUGCGGUUGUUGAAAGCGUGUUAUUUCUUCAGCCCAGCCUGAUGAUUUAUCUGGUUCCCCGAGGAGGUCCCUUGAUCCCAUUUGGAGCACCCUGACCACCUGUUUUGCAUUGGGUUCCUGGGACUCAGAGCAGGUUAAAAAAUGUCUGUGCAAAGCUGGUAUUGUUGGAGGGAGAUGAGGACCCUGCAAGGGCUCUCUGAGCUUUUUUGCAAGCGUUUAAUGAAGGGGAAAAAUCAGACUUUCUUUUCUUGGGCUUUUCUUAGCCUGGUCUUUAUCACUGCACAACAGAAGGGGUGUCAGUGACCAGGGAGGUGGGAGUGCAGGCUAGGAUGAAGUACGAAGGUGGUGAGUGUUAGCUGCAGUACCGGAAUACACCAGUGAUAGAGAGUAGCUGUAGCAAAUAGUGUGAGACUUGAUGGAGUUGUGUGGGGUUGGCCUUAGCUUCUUUUAAUUGAAGUGAUCAUCUCAUCAUGUAACUUGAUGUCAGUUUGAUGCCAUAAAGCACUUUAAAUGGAACUGGUUGUGACCCUAUUCAUUUUGCUUACAUGGAGACAAUCAGCUCUUGCCAUUGUUCCCCCCUCUGCAUCCCCAGCAAAAUCUGAGCUGCAACAAGGCAUGUUUCUGGUUUGCCUUGGCUUGACCCUGGGCUAGGAGGAAGGGCCAAGGUUUUUGUAUUAUUUUUAUGCCAAAGUGGGUGCGAAACUGACUACAGUCCCACUGCAGACAGGAGUGCAUGGCAGGACCACAGGAAUUGGCUUCUGAUGGCUCAGGUAUAUCCCCCAGGAGAGCCCAUGCCAGCAUCACCAUUGCCUUCCUCAGAGCAGGUACUGCUGCCUGUAGGGAAGCUGUCCUGCCAGUGGCUUGCCCUCCACCUCUCUUUCCUUGGAGAAAUCCAGGGCAAGGGAAGGUGUGGGGCAAUAUAACCACACAAGUGAAGUGAGGCCCUUUCCAUGCAUCAAGUUAUUUACUGUCCAGGCCACUGGGAGACCUCCCAGGUGCUAUCUCUGGGGCAGGAGCUCUCACCACCACUGAGGGUGGACUUUUCACUCUUGAAGUUUGACCACUGUUGAGAAACACAGUAAUGCCAUUAGCUUGUGCAGAUUUGUACUGCCUUUCAAAGGCAAGAGCAUCCAUAGGGUCUGAUCAUCUUUGCACCUUCCUUGAGGCACUAGGAUAUCUCAAAGCUGUUGCUGAAACACCCAAAUCCAGUCCUCCCAAAUGCCACUGAGUCAGAAGAGCUUCAUCAGGUGCCAAAUCCCAAGGAAACUGCCCAGAAUAUCUGUGACACAGAGGCAAGGGAGGACUGGGUGCAGGAGAGUGUCUGCUAAAACCCCACAAAACAUUCCUUGUUAACCAGAACUCUGGAAGUUUUUCUGCCUGCUGGCCAGGUUUGGGAAUUUACAUAAUUUAAGGCACCCUUUUAAACAAAAAACCUCCCCUGCUGCUCAUAACUCUUGCUUCAUUUGUCAGAAGGGGCAAUGACCAAUAAUUCUGAUCUGGUGAUGCAGCUAAGUUUUAAUGAUAGGUGAGCUGAACUGGCUUCAUCUCCUGCACCUCUUGCUCUUGGGUGAUGCGAAAUGUAAUGCUAGCUCCCUUCCCACCCACAUUUUCAGGGCUCUGUGCCCUUUCUUUCCACAUUCAUUUCACUGACACUGAUGCUUUGCCCAAAUAUAUUCAGCUUCCAUUGCUUGGGGGGAAGGGGAAACAGGAUAACAUCCACUGCUUUGCAUACAGCUAUAAGCUUUGUAUGUAUUUAAGCUGUCUAUAGGUAUCCAUCCUUUCCAUGCUGUAAAGUAUUUUACUAUCUUCUCUAUUGAUACUAAACACUGACUCAAAAAAAGAAAAGGGAAAAAAAAAAACACAACACCUCUAUCUCCAGUUCAGUUCGCCUGUGGUUAAAGUUUAGCCUGGUGUUUAUUUUGUACUAAUAUGGAAUGCACUUGAGUAAUUCCCAGCAUUGAGGAGGUGUAUUGUAACAAUCUGAUAUACCUCUUCUUUUGGUUUGUUUCUUAAAAAAAAUAAAAUGAAAAAAUGCUCUGCAUUUUCAUGUUGAACCCAUUUAAAAAAAAAAAAGUUUAAAAAAAUACAAGUUGAAAAAAAGAAUUUUUAAAAAAGAGGGUAAAACCUAAUUGCUGUAUGUUAAUUUGUAAUUAUGUAAAAAGUAAGCAGGUUAUUGACUGUAAAAUUCUUCAGUUUUUCUGUAACUUGCCAGAAACCAUUAGGUUUUGUAACAAGCUUUUAUUUAUCUUCCUUUUUAGUUAUCAGCAACAACCUCUUGUAAAGUCAUUUUUCCUCUAAAUAAAUUUGAUUUUAAGUCGGA